UCCGGUAUGUUACGUGUUACUUUCAUUUUUAACACGGAAGAGAGGCACUUUACUGGAGUCUAUAUUGAAUUUUAUUAAAAAAAAAAAAAAAAUGAAUUUCCACUUUAUUUUGCUAUCAGUGUACUUAUUUUUUCCUGAACAUGGGAGAUCUGGUGUUGAGACCGAUGAAGUGCUGGUGUUAGUGAUGGAGGGAGAUUCAGUCACUCUUCACACUGGUAUUAAAAAAACCCAGGAAGACAGAAUCAGAUGGUAUUUCAAUGAGACUCGCAUCGCUCAAAUUAAUGGAGAUCCCAGUAAGACCUGUACAGAUGUCCAGUGUAAUGAAGGAACUGAGAGAUUCAGAGACAGACUGAAGCUGGAUCAUCAGACUGGAUCUCUGACCCUCAGGAACACCAGAACCACAGAUUUGGGAGUUUAUCAACUGAAGAUCUUCAGCAGCAGCAGCAUCAGAGAAAAGACAUUCAGCGUUUCUGUCCGUGGUGUUUCUGCUGCUGAACGAGAAGAAAUGAUGAGAAAGUCAGUGAAGGAGGGAGAAUCUGUCACUUUAGAUCCUGCCGUAAUGAAGAACCCAAAUGAUGUGAUGACGUGGUAUUUUAAUGACACUCGCCUCGCUCAGGUCACCGGAGAGCCCAAUAAGACCUGCACAGAUUUUCAUUGUCCUGAGAGAUUUAGAGACCGACUGAAGCUGGAUCUUCAGACUGGAUCUCUGACCAUCACAAACACCAGAACCACAGACUCUGGACUUUAUAAACUACAGAUCAGCAGCAGCGGUCAUCGUCGUCGCCGCAGCAUCAGCAGUGUGAAGAGCUUCGACGUUACUGUCAUCAAUUCAGGUCUGUCUCCAGCUGCUGUAGCAGGAGUAUGUGUUGUUCUUCUGCUGGCGUCUGCAGCAGCUGCUGUGAUUUACCAUCGCCACAGGAGGACAUUCGUGCCAGAUUCAGAAUCUUCUCACUCAAUGACAAAGCACCUUACCUUUUAACUUCUUCUUAUGAAACUGUGAAAUUGCCUGUAACUGGAAGCAUACCAUGGUUAUAAAAUGUUUACACACCUCUGUUACAGUUUUAGGCUUUUAAGAUGUACGGAAUUAAUCCAACUUAAAUCAUAUAAGAUAUUUUUCAUCCUUUAAUGCAGCAUUAAAACCAUCUAAGGUAAAUAGACACUUUCAAGAACAAAUGUAAGAACCUUUCCUGGACCUUUCCCCUUCUGAAGCCAGUCUUUAUUCUCUUAAAAUGUUCUUCAUCUUCAGAUGUUAAUGGAGGCCUGCAGGUUUUAUGUCAAAUGGUCUGUGAUGUGGUUUCAUCAGACAGUUUAAGAUAUAGUCUCGGGGGCCUUACACACUGAACCUGUUAUCUGUUCCACUGCCGUACUUUCUGAAUGUUUUCUGUGUAAUCACAAGCUAGACAGACGUGUUUGACUGCAGCACUCACAUAUUUAACAACAUUCAUUACAUUCCCCACUUCUACUCCUCGCGUCUCAUUUUUUUAAAAAGUAAAAAUGUAUUCAAUGUGAAUGGUCCCUUAGGUGUUUCUUUUUUUGUUAAAUAAUGACCUCCGUCUGGCCACCCGACCCCAUACGGCCCAGAAAUGUGUUGAAUGCACAAUGUUGUUUUCACAUGCAGCAAAUGACCAGUUAUUUUUGCACACUUUUAUUUUAUUGGUUCCUACCGUUUCAAAACUAGAUCUCCAAUAUGUCUUUUGUGAGCUCUUGGCAGGCCAUGGCUUCAUCAAUAAGAUGCAAACAAGAAUAUAAUGAGAAAAUCUUACAGAAAUGUUGAAACAUUUCUGAUAUUAUCUGCAAUUUUAACAGCCACUGCAGUGGAUAACUGUGUAUCUGUGUGAUGAUCGAGGCAAUCUGACUUCUGUUAAUAGACUAUUGUUGGUUAACAGGUUUUGUAUUUUUAUGAUUCAUUUUCUGGUCUUUGAACAAAAAAAUAGCAUUAUAAUUAUAAAGUGUUAUAUCAUUGAAUUGUAUACUGUAAAGAUAACAUUGAAACUUCUGCAUUUGUACUGUUAAAGAAGCCAGCGGUUUAUUCUGGAAGUGACAAUCCCUUUUUUCAAUAGAGAAAUU
This is a messenger RNA of Carassius auratus (goldfish), 2067 nucleotides long. RefSeq lists its product as uncharacterized. The coding region runs from base 92 to 979 and encodes 295 amino acids. The record is from RefSeq and is a predicted model, not a curated record. NCBI's taxonomy places the organism in Eukaryota, Metazoa, Chordata, Actinopteri, Cypriniformes, Cyprinidae. The transcript has 5 exons.